AUUCAGUUGGUUUUGUUAGCUCGACACGAGCCGGUCGAAGGAAUAUUAGAAAAAAAAAAAUUGCCGGCAAAUCACACAACCCAGCAACAAUAGCAGCAGCAUUUUGGUACGUCACUUUAUUUCGCCGAGUUUCGUUUUGCCCACAGACACGCACGUGGAGGAGUGCUUACACAAAAAGUUGAAGGCCAAAACUCGACCAUGGGAGACGAUACUGCCUUUUCGUCCAUGGACGAGUUUUGCGGCUCCACAUUCUGGGAUGCCAAUGAGACGUGGUGGACAACAGAUCCAGAUUUUACACCCUGUUUCGAGCAAACAGUUCUAGUUUGGGCACCCUGUGCCUUCUUUUGGCUAUUUAUGCUAUUCGAUUUUUGGUAUUUGAAGGCCAGCUUAGAUAAGAACAUACCAUGGAACAGAUUGAACAUAAGCAAACUGCUCGUAAAUGUGGGUCUCCUGGUGGUCACCGCCUUGGAUCUGAUCAUGGCGUUUGUCAAGAAGGGCGGCGACUCCGAAUUGCCGCUAUAUGGCGUGGACAUUUGGACACCCGUCAUCAAAUUGCUCACCUUUCUGAUGGUACUGAUGUUCAUACCGCUGAAUCGCAAGUAUGGCGUUCAGACAUCUGGCUGCCAGUUCAUGUUCUGGUUUAUAUUGACACUGUUCUCCAUACCACGCUGUCGGACCGAGGCACGCUUGCAUCAGGAGCGCAAUCAGAUAAUUGGCUCCCAACAGGCGGAGCCGCACGAUUUCACCUGGGAGACAUAUCAGUUUGCCAGCUUCUUUAUAUUCUUUGCCUUUACCUGCUUGAUGCUGAUCCUCAACUGUUUUGCCGACCAGCUGCCCAGGCAGACCAAGUACAAGCGUGGACCCAAAGAGAUACCCGAACUCUCGGCCAGUUUUCUGUCGCGCAUCACGUACAGUUGGUUCGAUCGGAUGGCCCUGAAGGGCUAUCGCAAUCCGCUGGAGGAGAAGGAUCUGUGGGAUUUGCGGCCGCAGGAUAGCUGCAAGGAGGUGAUGCCCACCUUUGCGCAUUAUUGGAACAAGAAUGUGCGCAAGAACUACAAGCGAGCCAGCGGCGGUCAGGAGCCGAAGGCGCAGUUUAGCAAUGGCAAGGUCUCGUUUGAGAAUCCUCAGACCAAUGGCCGCAAGAAGGGCAUGGCCAGCAUUAUGCCGCCCAUUUACAGAUCCUUUGGUGGAAUUUUCCUAUUCGGCUCGUUCUUCAAGCUGAUCACCGAUGUUUUGACCUUUGCCCAGCCGCAAGUGCUCAGCCUGAUCAUUGGCUAUGUGGAGGACUUUGCGGGGGUACCGCAGCCGGAAUGGAAGGGCAUCAUGUAUUCGAUACUAUUGUUUGUGCUGGCCAGCGCACAGACCUUUAUACUCGCUCAGUAUUUCCAUCGCAUGUUUAUUGUGGGCCUGCGCAUCAGGACAGCGCUGAUCAACUGCAUCUACCGCAAGGCGAUGCGCAUUUCGAAUGCCGCCCGCAAAGCGUCCACAGUCGGUGAAAUUGUCAAUCUAAUGGCUGUCGACGCGCAACGUUUCAUGGAUCUGACCACCUAUCUGAACAUGUUGUGGUCGGCGCCACUGCAAAUCGCACUGGCCCUCUACUUCCUCUGGCAGCAGCUGGGUCCAUCCGUGCUGGCCGGUCUCGCCGUGAUGAUCAUCAUGAUUCCGCUCAACGGCUUCAUUGCCAGCCGCAUCAAGACCUAUCAAAUACGCCAAAUGAAGUACAAGGACGAGCGUGUCAAGCUCAUGAACGAGGUCCUCAGUGGCAUUAAGGUGCUGAAAUUGUACGCUUGGGAGCCCAGUUUCGAGAAGCAGGUGCUGGACAUACGUGAUAAGGAAAUAGCCACACUGCGCGCGACCGCCUACUUGAAUGCCAGCACAUCCUUUCUGUGGUCCUGUGCGCCGUUUUUGGUAUCCUUGGUGACAUUUGCCACUUACCUGUUGUCCAACGAGGCGAAUCAGCUGAGCGUCGAGAAGGUCUUUGUCAGUCUCGCACUGUUCGAUAUCAUGAAACUGCCGUUGACCAUAAUACCCAUGCUGACGGUUGACAUAGCCGAGACGCAAGUUUCUGUCCAACGUAUAAACAAAUUCCUGAACAGUGAAGAGCUGGACCCUAACAAUGUGCAACAUGAUUCCUCAAAGCCGCAUCCCAUGAGCAUUGAGAAUGGCCACUUUUCGUGGGGCGAUGAGGACGAGACGACGCUCAAGAAUAUAAACAUGCAGGUGCCCAAAAAUAAUCUGGUUGCCAUUGUUGGCACCGUCGGUUCCGGUAAGUCCUCGGUGAUACAAGCACUCCUUGGCGAAAUGGAGAAAAUCUCGGGCACGGUCAACACGGUCGGCAAAAUGGCAUAUGUGCCGCAACAGGCCUGGAUCCAGAACGCGACCGUGCGGGACAAUAUAUUGUUCGGCAAGCCGUACGAUCGCAAGCGUUAUAAUAAGGUGAUCGAUGCCUGCGCUUUGCGCACCGAUAUCGAGAUACUCUCCGCCGGCGAUCUGACCGAAAUCGGCGAGAAGGGCAUCAAUUUGUCCGGCGGCCAGAAGCAGCGCAUCUCGUUGGCGCGCGCCGUUUAUCACGAUGCGGACCUGUAUCUGCUGGACGAUCCGCUGAGCGCGGUCGAUGCGCAUGUGGGCAAACACAUCUUCGAGGAGGUGAUCGGACCGAAGGGCAUGCUGGCCAAAAAGACACGUGUCCUGGUUACACACGGCAUCACGUUCCUGCCCCAGACCGAUAAGAUUUAUGUGAUGAAAAUGGGCGAGAUUAGCGAGAAUGGCACGUACGCUGAGCUGCUAAAGAACCGGGGCGCCUUUGCCGACUUCCUGAUGCAGCAUCUGCAAGAGGGCGAGGAGGAGGAAGAGGAGCUUAAUCAAAUCAAACGUCAGCUAUCGCAAACCGAUCCCGCUCUGGUGGCACCCUUCGAGAAGGCCAUUCUCCUGGCGCGCACCGAAAGUCUCUCGGACUCGAUCUCUGUCACCUCCGCCGACAGCUUGAUGGGUGGCAGUCUGCGUCGCCGCGCCAAGCGCCAGAACUCGUACGAUUCGAAUGCAUCCGCCGCCUCGCUGAAAAAGAAACAAGAGGUCGAAGGCAAACUGAUCGAGACGGAGAAAUCGCAAACGGGCGGCGUCGACUUUGCCGUCUACAAGCAUUAUAUCAAAAGCGUUGGCAUAUUCUUAUCGAUUGCCACUUUGGUGCUGAACUUUGUGUUCCAAGCCUUCCAAAUCGGUUCCAAUCUGUGGCUCACACAAUGGUCCAACGACAAGGCCGUCGAGCACGACACGGGCCUCAGGAAUAUGUACUUGGGUGUCUACGGCGCCUUCGGUUUCGGUCAAGGUAUUGCCUCGUUCUUUGCGGAUCUGGGCAUACAGCUCGGUGGCUUGCAUGCCGCCCAGGUGCUACAUUCGCUGUUGCUGUUGCGUAUGCUGCGGGUGCCCAUGUGGUUCUACGAUACCACGCCGGUGGGUCGCAUAAUGUCGCGUUUCUCCAAAGACAUUGAAACGGUUGAUCAGAAAAUUGUGGAGGUCAUGACCGACUGUCUUUGGUGUGCAUUUGAGGUUCUGGCCACAAUUGUGGUUAUUAGCAUUUCGACGCCCAUUUUCCUGGCCGUCAUUGUCCCAAUUGCGUUUAUUUACUAUUUCGCGCAACGCUUCUACGUGGCCACGUCGCGUCAGCUGAUGCGUCUGGAGUCCGUUUCCCGAUCGCCAAUCUAUUCGCAUUUCGGCGAAACUGUGACUGGAGCUUCCACAAUACGCGCCUACACGGUUCAGGAUCGCUUCAUCGACGAAUCGGACAACAAGGUGGACAAGAAUCAGGUGUGCAAGUAUCCAUCACUGAUUGCGAAUCGUUGGCUCGCCGUGCGCCUGGAGAUGGUUGGAAAUCUGAUCAUUCUGUUCGCCUCGCUCUUUGCGGUGUUGGGCGGCCAAACGAAUCCCGGCCUGGUCGGUCUAUCGGUCAGCUAUGCGCUGCAGGUAACCCAAACGCUCAACUGGCUGGUGCGCAUGUCCUCGGACAUUGAGACGAACAUUGUGUCCGUGGAGCGCAUCAAGGAGUAUGGCGAAACGAAGCAGGAGGCUGCCUGGGAGCUGGACGAGGAUAAAAAGAAGCCCAAGAACUGGCCGGAAGAUGGACGCGUCGAAUUCAAAGAUUUCCAAGUGCGCUACCGUGAGGGUCUCGAGCUGGUACUGCGCGGCGUUAGCUUCAACAUCAACGGCGGCGAGAAGGUGGGCAUUGUGGGACGCACCGGUGCCGGAAAAUCCAGUUUGACUCUGGCUUUGUUCAGAAUCAUCGAGUCUGCUGGCGGCAAAAUCCUGAUUGAUGGCAUCGACAUUGCCACCAUGGGUCUGCAUAUGCUGCGCUCGCGCCUGACGAUCAUACCGCAGGAUCCCGUGCUGUUCUCCGGCUCGUUGCGUUCCAAUCUCGAUCCGUUUGAGGUUAAGACCGAUGAUGAACUUUGGAAGGCGUUGGAAUUGUCGCAUCUGAAGGCAUUCGCCAAGAGUCUGACAGCCGGCUUGAAUCACGAAAUCUCCGAAGGUGGCGAAAAUCUGUCCGUGGGCCAGCGUCAAUUGGUUUGCUUGGCGCGUGCGCUGCUGCGAAAGACCAAGGUCCUGGUGCUGGACGAGGCCACUGCGGCUGUGGAUCUGGAAACGGAUGACCUUAUACAGAAAACCAUACGCAGUGAGUUCAGGGAGUGCACCGUGCUAACCAUAGCCCAUCGCUUGAAUACCAUCUUGGACUCGGACAAGGUCAUUGUGCUGGAUAAGGGUCAGAUAACAGAGUUUGCCGCGCCGAAUGCACUGCUGGCCGAUCCGAAGUCGGCCUUCUACAGCAUGGCCAAGGAUGCCAAUCUUGUUUAGUAUUUUAGCAUAAACAUGGACGAAACUCAUAUAAAAAAGUGUGGCCAAAAAACAACAAAACAAAAUGAACUAGAACUAGUUAGGCCGCAAUUGAACGCUAGCUUUUAAUCAAUUUAGCAACACUGGAAAAUAACUUAAAGAAACAAAAAAAAAAACGUUAAAGUGCUCUACCUCAGCGGAAGCAACAACUACAACAACUAUGGCAAAAAAAAAACAACAAAAAGAACAACAAUUUGUGUGUGCGUGCAAUUAGUAAAUACCAUUAAAAUGUUCAUUAGCUUAAGUCAAAAAGUUGAAUAAUGCGCUCACAGGUUUUCUUUUGGUACAUUUCAUUUAAAAUGUUCUUUUUUAUGUAUAUAUAUAUAUAUAUAUAUAUAUAUAUGUACGUAUGUGUAUGUACUUACCUAGGUUCGUUUAAUGUGUGUUUUUGUAUAAAUAUGUGCAUGACCAUAUAUAUAGAUAGUGUAUACUCUACAUAUAUAUGGAUUCACAUGCCCUGUUUAUUUUUCUAUGAAAGUUUACAUGUUAAAAAAACAAACGAAAAGCGUUCGACUUAAUCACGCAAACGUACUUAAAAUAUGAAUAUGAAAGAAAAAACCUCUUAAGAAUUUGCCUUCAAAUGAUUAAAUCACUAAGCUAAUAAAUGCCCAGUAGUUAAUUAAAUUUUGCAACAAUUUGUAAAAUGUGUACUUAACGAAACAAUUGAAAUUGUAUUGAUAAGAACAAAUAAAACCCAUCUAACUAAUGUGAAUUUAAA
This is a messenger RNA of Drosophila montana, 5602 nucleotides long. RefSeq names its product Multidrug-Resistance like Protein 1 (gene MRP). Gene Ontology annotation, cellular component: membrane. The record is from RefSeq and is a predicted model, not a curated record. Gene Ontology annotation, molecular function: ATP hydrolysis activity; ABC-type transporter activity; ATP binding. Gene Ontology annotation, biological process: transmembrane transport. The transcript has 14 exons. Lineage: Eukaryota; Metazoa; Arthropoda; Insecta; Diptera; Drosophilidae. The coding region runs from base 199 to 4845 and encodes 1548 amino acids.